Molecule: messenger RNA, 324 nt
Organism: Punctularia strigosozonata HHB-11173 SS5
Lineage: Eukaryota; Fungi; Basidiomycota; Agaricomycetes; Corticiales; Punctulariaceae
Product: POZ domain-containing protein
Exons: 6
Coding region: 1-324 (107 amino acids)
Biological process (GO): ubiquitin-dependent protein catabolic process
Cellular component (GO): elongin complex
Molecular function (GO): protein-macromolecule adaptor activity
Source: RefSeq, a predicted model, not a curated record
AUGGCCGAAACCGAGGAUAACGGUACAUCGGAUGAUGACGGCUGGGUGCUGCUUACCAGCAAUGACGGACACGCCUUCAUGAUCAAGCGCGACGCCGCCUUGGGCAGCGGCUUCUCCGAGGCAAAGACGAACACCUGCCACAUAGACGAACGGGCCGUGGUUGUGGAGAAGUUAUGCGAGUAUCUCUCGUUCAAAUACGCAUACGACGGAUCAAAAGAAGACAUGCCCGAUUUCAGCAAGGAACGCAUCCCUCCCGAGAUCACCUUGGAGCUAUUGAUGGCUGCAGACUAUUAUGAGAUGGAGCUCACGCUGUCUUUAGUGUGA